Messenger RNA from Austrofundulus limnaeus, 2188 nucleotides. It is a transcript of the gene maf1b, whose product is annotated as MAF1 homolog, negative regulator of RNA polymerase III b. Bases 547 to 1284 code for a protein of 245 amino acids. Gene Ontology annotation, biological process: negative regulation of transcription by RNA polymerase III. Gene Ontology annotation, molecular function: RNA polymerase III core binding. The record is from RefSeq and is a predicted model, not a curated record. NCBI's taxonomy places the organism in Eukaryota, Metazoa, Chordata, Actinopteri, Cyprinodontiformes, Rivulidae. The transcript is spliced from 8 exons. Gene Ontology annotation, cellular component: nucleus.
AAGAUGCUGUUUUGAUGAUAAUAGACCCGUUUGUUUAGGUAAUCGACAAAAACAGCGGAAUCAGAACUCAUCCGGGAUCUAGGUUUGGUAGCUUUUGCUGCUCUUCCGAUCGAGUCGCCAAGGAAGGAGCGACUUGAUCCUUUCUAGUAUAGAUCGCUUGAAAAAUUAGGUCGAAAGGGAUGCCGCUGCAGAUAGACUCCGACGGACGCCAACAGUCUCUGGAUGUAAUCUCAUCGCAUUUAAUCGGGAGGAGCAGUUUCUGUAUAAACUUAAAAGGCUUCAGAGUAACCCAUUCUCGACCGAGUGUCUUUGUAAGAUACUUAAGCUCAAGUUCACAUUAAUAACUCCGCUGUGACGCGAAGGUUAAAGUGUAAUAACCAGCUAGGUUAACACAAGCUAGCGUUAGCUGGUCGACAACAAAAGRGCGGAUCGGUAAUCCUCGGCAACGCUUCGUCGGAGAGGUCGAGUCUGUAACGSAAAAGUCGACCGCGCGGAGUUCGGACCCCGCCGUUGUCUGCCUGUGCUGAAGAUAUUUUCAAGACAGCCAUGAAACUGUUGGAAAACUCCAGCUUUGAAGCCCUCAGCUCCAGACUGUGCGUCGAAACCGGAGAGUCUCGCAUCCUUGGCAGGAUCGAGAGCUACUCCUGUAAGAUGGCAGGAGACGAUAAGCACAUGUUCAAGCAGUUCUGCCAGGAGGGGGAGCCWCAUGUCCUGGAGGCCCUUUCUCCUCCUCAAUCCACUGGCACCACAAGCCCCUCACAGCUGGGGAAGAGCAGCGAGGAUGGGGAGAACCCUCUGAGUGAUAAAGUUUGCAGGAAGACUCUGUUCUACCUCAUCACCACGCUCAACGAGUCCUUCAGGCCGGACUACGACUUCAGCGCCGCUCGGGCCCACGAGUUCAGCAGAGAGCCYAGCCUCAACUGGGUGGCCAACGCCGUGAACAGCAGCUUGUUCUCYGCUGUAGGGGAGGAGUUUAACUCUCUGCGGCCCGAGCUGUGGAACGCCAUCGACCAGGAGAUCAACCUGCCGAGCUGCGAUAUAUACAGCUACAACCCGGAUCUGGACUCGGACCCUUUUGGUGAGGAGGGGAGCCUUUGGUCCUUUAACUACUUCUUUUACAACAAAAAGCUGAAGAGGAUUGUGUUCUUCACGUGUCGCUCUGUCAGCGUCCUGAGUGGCUACGGCCGUGGUUGUCUCGACAACGAGCUGGACAUGGAGCUGGAGGACGAGGAGGAAAUGGACGGCUUUACUGAGGAAGGGUGCCCCAGAGCUCUGUGUGUGUAAAUCCUGGCUACGCCUCCUAAAUAUCUGUAAACUCAAAAUUCACAUUUUUUUUCCCCUUUUCUUUCCCUGUGGGAUUUCGCUGCCUCAUCCAGAACCAUUGGUACUUUCUAAACUACUGCAUGUUUGUUCCCUUUUUUGGUGAACUGUGUGCUGCAGAGGUGGACGUUUUCUUUAAAAACGACAAAAAAAGACGCCCCACGGCCGCAUCAAGCUCCUUGAUUUAUUACCCACUUUUUUUUUACCCUGAAGUCCUCAGAGAACCUUUCUUCUCUGCGUUUAAUCAAGGACAACUUGUUAUGAGCAUGCGAAACAAAGUGGAUUUAUGGCAGAGAAAUUGUGAAACAGACUGCCAGCAAGUUUGGUGUCCAAAAAGAAGAAGGAGAAGAAAAAAAAGUCCAGGUAACAGCAGCAAGAGUGAGACAUUUCUUUUUAGUCCAGCCCAGGGCAGAGCCGAGUCCACGAAAAGCCUGAAAAGACUGACUGAACAGCUGAUGGCUUGACAUGUGUUCAAUGUUCCUUUAUUUGUGUGACGUUACUGUGACAUGUUAGAAAUAAGCUUUUAUUACUCAAACGUAUUGUAUGAUCGCUAUUUCCAACCUUUCGUCUGUACCUUUGGACAGGAAAAGUUUGGUCAGGUAUCUGGUUUUCAGCUUAGAAAACAUAUCAGCUUUUAUUCCKCUUUUUGUUUAUAAAACAAGUUUAUUCCCUAAAUUUCUGUUAACUGAAUUUUGAUUAUUGCUCUGUUGCAAAGGCAUAAUUACAAGUGAAUGUAUAUUAAAGAUGAAAAACAUUUUAGAAACUGCAUAGCAAACGUUCACUAAAAUGUGAAACGUUCUAACUCCUGUGCUUUAAUCUAGCUAUUGUUGCAGAUUGUAAUAAAUGUUUGUAUCUGAGGUGACUUGAA